CAGUCGGAAACGAGUCGUUCACAUUGUCCUUCACCGUUCAUGGGUCAGUCAGUCAGUCAGUCCACCAGAGAGUUCCUGACAGGGGUAUUUCAGGCGGUGCGUACUGUCAACAGACCUGUCCUGCUGGACAAGCAGCCUCUGGCGGGAGUCAUUUAACUCCCGCUGGUGUCUGCAGCCCCGCGUGGAGAGGCAAGUUGUCAGCACGUACCCUACUCGCCCCAAUUGCUCACUUGCCCACUCAGCCAUCCCAUCCCAUCCACACCACAGUGACUCGUCCCUCACUCAACUCACGUAUGGGAUGGAUGGAUGCUCCAAUGAAUGAAUGAAUGCACAUAUGACAUGCGCCAGGCCAGGACGCAUCGUCAAUCUACCAGCGAUCCAAAAAACACGAUGAAGGGGGGGCGGCAGGAGGGGGAGGGGAGGGGAGGGGAGGGGGGAGGCCUUACACACAUCGUGCAGCACAAUACAGUGCACACUCAAUCACAGCACUCUCUCUCAACGGACAGAAAGAAACAAAGCAAACUUGCCACCAUGUCCACACGCAGUGCCGGACGGGACGAGUGCAUUCAAGCCACGACAGCGCUCUGGGUGUGCGCGAGCAGAACGAGAAGAACUUCGAGACCGUUCGAGGCCUCAAGCCCUCCGUUUGUCUGCACCCUCACAGCACACCGCAGCUCCCGCACAGCACACGCGAGCAUUGCAGACAGACCGUGCAGUCGAUCACUCAAGUCGUCAAGUAAGAUAGAAAAAACAGCAGUGGUACACGGUGCCGGCAGGGCACCGCAUUCUUCUGCAGACACACAGUGAGAGCAAAGAUAGAUAGCUGAGCACAUGUGAGAGUAUGGGGGCCGUCAUUCUCUCACCUUGUAAAUGUGUCGUGUUGUGUGUUUAGAUGGAGUGCCGCUUGACCAGUAGGUCGCUCAUGGUGCUCAUCUUCUCAAACGCCGCCGUCAAGUGAUACACCCUCUCCAGCACCUGACCAUGACAACAACGCACAGCACACACACACACAGCCCCGUGUGUCUGUUUCCUUCCGCGUGUGUGUGGCGUCUGGCUCACCUCCUCGUUGUUGCUCCAGACAUCGAUGAGCGCCUGUCCGUAGCCGUCCUCUUUGCAGCCCUUCGCGGCCUCCAUUGCGCUGUCAUUGUUGAUGGCCUCCUCGAUGAGCUCCACAUCGUUGAAGUCAAAGCCCAGGUCGGCGAGCCGCUGUUUGGCCAUGGCCACCCGCUGCUCCUGCCUCUGGCGCUCCUCAUCGGCCAUCUCGGCCGAGCCCCAGCCCUCACGACCACUGGUGAUGUGAAACAUACCGCCUGAGCAGAUGGAAUGAAGAAAAAAUCCAUCAGAGACCCUCUGUGUGUGUACCAUGCAGGCAGCCAGGUGUCCCUACAGCGGAGUCGCAGCACGAGCUGGAGGUGCGCCAUGUGUUGGAUGUUGUAGUUGCCGAGGAGCUGGUCGUCCUUCAGUUGCGACCCAGCAAAGAUGAGCCGCUGCUGGUCCGGCGGGAUGCCCUCCUUGUCGUGAAUCUUGGCCUUGACCUCCUCAACAGUGUCGUACGCACUCACGUCCAGAACAAAAUGCUUUCCUGACACGACACAUGCACAAUAAGAGAGACACUACAGGUAUCUCCAGUGAUACAGAUGCUGGCCAUACGCACAUGUCCGUGUAUCUGACGAGUAUGUACCAGUCAGAGUGGUUAGAGUGAUUUGCAUGUCCUUGUCCUUGCACCGGCGCAACUCAGUGUCCUUGCCCACCAUGGCCUCGGUGACGUCGACCGCCUCAUGCUUGAGCUGGCUGGGCGCCGCCAUCUGAACGCCCACAAGUCAGUCAGCAAUGACAGGUAAUCGGAAUCUCCUGUGUGGGGGCAUGUGCUCGGCGUGGACAUACCUGCUUCUCGGGGGCCAUUCCUGCGAUGGUGGUGAGCAUGGCGGUGGGGCUGGCGCGCUGGACGGAGGGGCGGCCGAAGAUGGCGUCCACGCGCAAGUGCGAGUCGUCCAUGCGCUUCCAGGCCUCCUGCAGACGCCCCAGGGCGAUAGUGGACGAGAACAUGGUGCUGGUAGUUCCGGCAACGGGCAUCGUAUAUCGCUGAUACAAAUGGCGACAGAGAAAAGGCUUUUCCUGCUGGCACUCAACUCGAAUAUAUAUCUUCGUUGAGCCUAUUCCGUAUUCCGGAUCCUACGACAAGACGAGCAGUUUCCGGAUCC
Vitrella brassicaformis is the source of this 2201-nucleotide messenger RNA. The record is from the annotation of a GenBank genome assembly. Lineage: Eukaryota; Vitrellaceae.